Molecule: messenger RNA, 474 nt
Organism: Nicotiana tabacum (common tobacco)
Lineage: Eukaryota; Viridiplantae; Streptophyta; Magnoliopsida; Solanales; Solanaceae
Source: RefSeq, a predicted model, not a curated record
UUAACUACAGGUGGAAUCCUAAACCCUGCAAAUGCACAAGCACCAGGACAGGGAUCUUGGUGCAUUGCAAGACCCUCAACUUCUGAUGAGGAACUUCAAAGGAAUAUUCAUUAUAUCUGUAAUGAACAAGGAAUUGACUGUUCUUUAAUUAAUGAUGGUGGCCCUUGUUGUAAUCCUAAUACUUACAUAAAUCAUGCAUCAGUGGCAAUGAAUAUUUAUUAUCAGAAUUUUGGGAGAAAUUAUUGGAAUUGUGACUUUGGCAGAACUGGUGUUAUUGUUGUUACUGACCCAAGCUAUGAUAAUUGCAAAUUUGAAUUUCGUCAGUAGAUAUAUUGAAGCUGAAACAGCGUGGAAUAUUUUGAGUGAUAUAAUCUGAAGAAACAAUAAGUCAAUGUAGCAUUCAGCUUCUUUGGAUGGUUGUUAUGUAUUGUUACUAAUGUAAUAUUUAGUUUGGUUGUCACCCAAAUUUUAUUG